Lytechinus pictus (painted urchin) is the source of this 3155-nucleotide messenger RNA. RefSeq names its product rab GDP dissociation inhibitor alpha-like. Gene Ontology annotation, molecular function: Rab GDP-dissociation inhibitor activity. Gene Ontology annotation, biological process: small GTPase-mediated signal transduction; vesicle-mediated transport; protein transport. Bases 1329 to 2612 code for a protein of 427 amino acids. The record is from RefSeq and is a predicted model, not a curated record. NCBI's taxonomy places the organism in Eukaryota, Metazoa, Echinodermata, Echinoidea, Temnopleuroida, Toxopneustidae. The transcript has 7 exons. Gene Ontology annotation, cellular component: cytoplasm.
AUCAAAUAAAAGUAAUCAAACUUACCAAAUAUGGCUUUCAGUUUCUUUCUGUAUACUGGACUGGACACAGCCUUUUUCCUUCGUAAUACUUAAACAAUGACAAUUAUUUAUAACACGUGCGCAACUAUUAUGAUUAUUAUUAUUAUGCGCAAAUAUACAUGGCAACCAUGACGCUGCAAUCAAGAUUAAAAUAACACUAAUUACGUCACAAUUAAUGCGCGCAAUGCGUCGCAGUAACAACAGGGAUGCCAGUUUUCAGGCAAAAGCCUGAAUUCAGGCCCUGGCAAUUUAUUUUCAGGCCAUAGUUUUAGCAUUUUUGUGUACAAAAUAUUGUAUUCUAGGUAAUUUUCAGGCCCUCUGAUCAAUUCCAACUGGGAAAUAGCAGAGAUGCCCUCGUGAGCGCUCUACCAGCUGCAUUUCUUCUCCGAUCAUCUUCAAAUGUGGCAUGAAGGUCCAUUAUGGUAAAGCAAAGCCGCCUAUUGAUUUUGGUGUGGGCAGAGACAUCAUUGCCAUGGUAACAAGUUUUUGUGGAAAUAGCAGAGAUGUCCUUGUGAGCGCUCUAUCAGCUGCAUUUCUUCUUCAUUGCUUUUUUUUCAGUUUGUCAUAACAGUUGGCACACAGAAGCAUUAUUAGAAGGUGAAGUGAAGAUGCCCAUCAUUUUUUGUGGGGGGGGGGGGGUCUUAGGGUUAGGUUUAUAAAAUAGAUCUAGAUUACUCUAUAAUUGUAUUCCCAACAGGUGAUACUAGACAAUAUUUUAGGUUCUGCAGAGUCAUGCUGCUACAUCAUAUUAUUGUCAUCAAAUUUGGUACCCACAGGCAAAAUGUGGGCAGGGUCAUUGUCGCCAUGACAAUUGUAUUUAUUUGUCAAAUAUCUGUGUGAGCUCUAUAUACCGCAUCAUUGAUGGAUGACGCGGUGGGUUCGGGGGGGGGGGGGAUACGUGCUCGGCCGCGCGACCCUCUAGCAUCUCUAGUUUUAGGAUCUGAAAAGCAGAUUUUUUUUUUUUUAAUAAUAUAUUAUUCAGUUUUUCGUGUAGAUCUAGGCCUGUUUUACAGUUGUCGGGGAAGUUAACGGUUGGCGGAUUUGCCCUGAAAAUUUUCAGGGUUGUCGGCGCCCGCAAAUUGUGAUGCGUGGUAGCGAGAAAGUUGCACUACAGUACAGUCUGGUGUUGAAAUAGCCUACUACACUAGGCACUACCAGUGGCAGUGUUGAUGAUAGAAAUUACUUUAAUUUUUAUCAUGUAUACUGUAUAUCAAGUUAUUCAAGUAUUAUAAUUGUUUGAUUAUUGCUUUUGUCUCUUCACUUUUCAGGAAAGUGUGCUAAGUGGACUUAUGUCUGUGAAUGGCAAGAAAGUUCUUCAUCUUGAUAAGAACAAGUAUUAUGGUGGUGAAAGUGCAUCUCUUACUCCCCUCACUGAAUUGUUCAAACACUGUAAUAGGGAGUCUGAAGAUAUUCCUGAGAGUAUGGGGAGAGGUAGAGACUGGAACGUUGAUCUCAUCCCGAAAUUUCUCAUGGCAACAGGUAAGCUGGUGACCGUACUGAUUAAUUCUGGAGUGACUCGUUACCUUGAAUUCAAGUCUGUAGAAGGGAGCUAUGUCUUCAAGAAGGGAAAGGUCCACAAGGUACCAGCUACAGAAAAGGAAGCAAUCUCAUCUUCUUUGUUUGGUUUGGUGGAGAAGACCAAAUUCCAAGCAUUCUUGAAGUAUAUUGUUGAAUUCAACCCUGAUGAUUUGAAAGAUGAGGUUGAUCCAGAGAAGACCACUGCAAAGGAACUCUACAAAAGAUUUGACUUAGAUGAAUCUACCAUUGAUUUCACUGGUCAUGCCAUAGCUCUUUAUAGAGAUGACAGCUAUCUAAAUGAACCAUGUGGAAAGACUAUAAAGAGGAUCAAACUGUACUCUGAAAGCCUUGCCCGUUAUGGCAAGUCACCAUACCUCUAUCCAAUGUAUGGUCUUGGAGAGUUACCACAAGGAUUUGCCAGACUGUCUGCUAUCUACGGUGGUACCUACAUGCUAGAUAAACCAAUAGAUGAGAUUGUAGUGGAUCAAGAUGGAAAGGUUACAGGAGUGAGGUCUGGUCAUGAGACUGCCAAGUGCAGCAUGGUGAUUGGAGAUCCUACAUACUUUCCUGAAAGAGUUAAGAAGACUGGACAGGUUGUUCGUGCCAUCUGUUUUUCGGAUCACCCUGUACCUAACACCUCUGAAGCAGCUUCUUGUCAGAUUAUUAUCCCUCAGAGCCAGGUUAAUCGCAAAUCUGAUAUCUAUGUACUGGUGGUAUCCCAUGCCCAUCAUGUUGCUACAAAGGGACAUUACAUUGCUCUAGUUGCUACCACAGUUGAGACAGACAACCCUGAAGAUGAGUUAGCCCCUGGAUUAGAUCUUCUUGGUCCUAUCAUUCAGAAGUUUGUAUCCAUCUCUGACAUGUAUGAACCAAACGAUGAUGGAAAAGAGAACAAGGUAAAUAUUUACUCAUUUAAUCUUAGCUGUACAGUAGUAGAAGGCGGAUGGAAUUCAUUGUCCAAACGUGUCUCAUCUGUGUUAAGAUGCAAUUUUAGUUGGUCUUCCGAUUUUAUUGAAACACUCCCUUCCAUUAAAUUCAAACCCCAUUUAUCUUAAUCAUUGUAUCCUUAGCUAAAUGCCAGAUAUGAUAUUUUCAGGACUACAGACAACAAGUUGCAGUGUUGAAAUCUUGCUGUCACAGUGUAACAUUAGCAUCAUUUUGCAAAACACUUUAAUAACAUACUCUACCCUGGUUAGGUAAAUGUUACAUGGCAGGAAUUUAUUUCUUGAAUUAAGCUAUGUUAAAGUCAGGGUAAACGGAUAAAUGAAUCAUGCAUGAUUUUAUAUGUGCAGCACAGUAGUGAAGACAAAAAAAUAGAUUCAAUAAAAAAAAAAAAUUUGGACAUCCAACCCAAUUUAACAUGAGGGCAGCAUAGCAUAUUUUAGGCCUUUUUAAUUAUUCUUUCUACAGAAGGGGAAGGCGGGGUAAGUUGAGCAUAGGGGCAAGUUGAGCCACCACCCCAGGCCAAUAAUGAAUGAGCCAGACAUUGUGGUGAUGUCAUGCAUUGAUGACCCAUUAUAUAACCCUUAAUCCCACCACAUUGUUUUCAACUUUGAAACAAAAAGUACUUUUUAGUGGGAAAAAUACAAAUUUCAGCC